Molecule: messenger RNA, 1110 nt
Organism: Microthlaspi erraticum
Lineage: Eukaryota; Viridiplantae; Streptophyta; Magnoliopsida; Brassicales; Brassicaceae
Source: the annotation of a GenBank genome assembly
AUGAUGAGGUAUCAGAGAGUAAGCCCAGAUUAUCUUCCUCUUGCAAAUACCAAAAAGCCCUACUUAAGACCUUCACCUUCUAGAUCCAACGAAAACGGAAGAUCAACCGCAAACGCAACCGCAACCACCGCCGGAGGAGGAAGAUUCAACGGAACGAGCACCAGCAUCAGCAAUUCGAAUCUCGACGGAGUUCCCAAAGGAUUCCGAUUCAGAUCCAGUCCGAUUACCACGACCACAAUACAGCAACAACAAGAUCUCCCUCACGACUCCACCGCAAACCUUAGCCGUAACGGCGGAGCUGGAGGGGAUGGAUUGUUACAGUGGGGGCAACGGAAACGAUCACGCGCCUCCAGAGCCGAGAUCCGAUCCGUCUCCGUCGCUGCUGCAGAUGAUUCGUCCUCUUCCUCCGGACAAAGUUUGAUUCCCCCACCUAGUAAGCUUCAGAGAAGAUCGUCAAAUCCGUCUAUGCCUCCGCCGUCGCCUUCACGGACUACGAAUCCGAGAAAUGGUAUCGUCAUCGGCAAGGAAUCAUCCAGAUUCGUCCCUACCAGGCAUCUAGAAGAUCGAUCAGCCACAGGUUCGCCGUCAAGAAACAUCGGGGUUGGUGGUGGUAGUGGUCGGAUGGUGUCCAGAUCGGCCAACGCUGGUUCAAAGCGAUCUCCUCCUUCUCCGGACAAGACUGAAACUAGAUCAAACGGUAAAGAUCAUCAUCAUCAUCAUCAGAGACAGAACGGUUUAGAUCAAACACAUCAUCACAAUCAAAGGAUGAAUCGAUCAGAAUCUACGGCUCAGAUUCACUCAGAGCUAGAGACGAGCAAUGGAGAGAAAACAGCACACGUGGAAGUUAAAGAAUGGCCAAGAAUCUACAUUGCUUUGUCUAGAAAAGAGAAAGAAGAAGAUUUCUUGGCUAUGAAGGGAACAAAACUCCCUCAUCGACCAAGAAAACGAGCAAAGAACAUUGAUAAAGGCCUCCAGUAUUGUUUUCCAGGGAUGUGGUUGCCUGAAUUGAACAAGAGUCGUUAUGAAGUUAGAGAGAAGAAGAGUGUUAAGAAGCAGCAGAAACGAAGAGGAUUGAAAGGAAUGGAAAGUUUGGAUUCUGACUCCGAGUAG